Messenger RNA from Drosophila yakuba, 303 nucleotides. RefSeq lists its product as uncharacterized. The transcript is spliced from 2 exons. The coding region runs from base 29 to 280 and encodes 83 amino acids. The record is from RefSeq and is a predicted model, not a curated record. Lineage: Eukaryota; Metazoa; Arthropoda; Insecta; Diptera; Drosophilidae.
UAAACUAUCUUCAUUUUGUCCCCUCACAAUGAUUAGACAGGUCGUAUUCAUUUGCUUACUAGCGACAACUAGCACCGGAUUUGUACAGGGCCAUAUAUACAAGCCGCUUUUUUGUGAGGAAACCAAUGCAAAUAUAACCAGAUCUUCGCUUCUCGCCUAUUGUGUGAAUCAGAACGAAUGCUUCAUUAACAGACCAGUAGGUCUUUGCCCCAAAGGUGAAGUGUGUUGCGUGAAAAAACAAGAUUUUAACAUUGACGAGGUUGAAUUUAUGGAGAAUUAAACUUGCUGGAAAGAAAUUAUAAA